AUGCAGUAUGCUCCGUUUGCCUCGGACAUCGAGUUGCCCUUUUACACGGCGCUAGCCUCACUUAAGAUCAACCAUGACAAGCUAGAUGACUCCGCCCGUCCCGUCCUGGGACUCUAUGAGAUCCGCUCCACCGACCCUGACAAUGGUUCUUGCCGAAUGCAGGUUCAUGGGAAUGCCCUGACUGCCCAUGAAGCGCCAGCAGGCUACUACCGCGCUGAGGGCACCAUUAAGAAUGUGAACACCAUCGAGCAAUACCACAAUUUGGACAAGUCCUACAUGAUCACCCAGGCGGGCAAAACGAUCUGGGAUGCCAUUAACGACGGCACCAUCUACUCUUGCCCGUCCUUGCUGUCGUCCUUUGUGAUUCUGUCAUUUUCUGACCUGAAGAAAUACAAAUUCUCUUACUGGUUUGGAUUCCCUGCUAUCCACUCCGACCCGCCGUGGGUGCCCAUGGAAACGGCGAAUUCCCAACCCAAGACCACCCAAAGCGAGGAAUUAGAAGCGCCUCAUGGGGAAUAUCUAUACCCAGAAGAGAGCAGCGCACUCGUUGAUGCAGUGCAAACCUGGAGCUACAGCAUUGACGAUCGCCAGCGAGGGUUCUUCUUGGCGCGUAAACAGAAACAACAGUCCAACAACUCUACCGACAGCAGUUGGCGAAUAGCUGCGCUAUCGGAUUACGAGAAUGGCUUCUUUAACGGCGCUGCGUUGAAAGAUCGCUUUAUUUGUGUUGCAGACCCCUCUAACUACGAAAAGGCGCCAGGGUGGAUGUUACGGAAUCUCUUGGUUCUUGUUCGACAACGAUGGGGCCUUAGUGAGGUGCAGAUUCUGCGAUAUCGUGACAUCCACUCAAAGCGUGACCAGGGUCGCAGUAUGGUUCUGCGACUUCAGUCCAAGCCGGGAUCAGCGAAACAGCAAUUCCAGAGUCGGCUGCCAAAAAUAACGGGCUGGGAGCGUAACCCAGCAGGGAAAUUAUCCGGGCGGACUGUCAGUUUGACAGAGUAUAUGGAUCCCACAAGACUGGCCGAUCAAUCAGUUGACCUUAACUUGAAACUCAUGAAGUGGCGGAUAAGCCCCUCGCUCAAUCUGGAGAAGAUAAAGAAUACUAAAUGUCUACUGCUUGGUGCAGGUACUUUAGGAAGCUACGUUGCACGCAACCUCUUAGGUUGGGGGGUCAAGAAGAUUACAUUCGUGGAUAAAGGCAAUGUCUCAUUUUCCAACCCCGUCCGGCAGCCGCUGUUCACCUUUUCGGACUGUUUGAACGGCGGAGCACCGAAAGCAUACCGAGCAUCGCAAGCUCUCAAAGAAAUUUACCCCGGGGUUGAUACCGCUGGUUAUCAUCUGUCGGUACCCAUGGCAGGACAUCCAAUUAUGGAUGAAAAUGCAACACGAGCAGAUUUCGGGGCGCUUCAAGCGUUGAUUGAUGAACAUGACGCCAUCUUCCUCCUCAUGGAUACGCGGGAAUCUCGUUGGCUCCCAACUGUCAUGGGCAAGGCAGCUGGAAAGAUCGUGAUGAACGCCGCCUUGGGAUUUGAUUCGUUUGUGGUGAUGCGCCAUGGCGUGGCAGCAUCCGCAAAUGAGGCGGCGGAACUCGGCUGCUACUUUUGUAAUGAUGUUGUGGCGCCGGCUAACUCGAUAAAGGACCAAACACUCGACCAGCAAUGCACCGUUACCCGCCCAGGGGUAGCGGCUAUAGCAUCCGCACUCCUAGUUGAGUUGCUCGUUUCGGUUCUCCAACACCCGCAAGGAGCUACUGCACCAGCCCCCUUGAACCGAAGUCACGAGCGAGGAGACCACCCUUUAGGGCUUGUGCCGCAUCAGAUUCGGGGUUUCCUCGCCACUUUUGAGAACAUCGCUGUCACAGGGAAGAGCUACAUAUGCUGCAGUGCCUGUUCGGAAAGAGUCACGAAAGAGUACCAGGAUCAGGGCUGGAAUUUUGUGCGAAGGGCCCUCAAUGAGCCCGGAUAUGUGGAGGAGCUAAGCGGACUUAAAGAGGUCCAUGAAAAGGCGGAGGCGUCGCUUGCUGAUGUAGAGUGGGACGAGACCUCUGAGAAUGAAGAGGCCGAGAUUGUCUAG
Molecule: messenger RNA, 2073 nt
Organism: Penicillium argentinense
Lineage: Eukaryota; Fungi; Ascomycota; Eurotiomycetes; Eurotiales; Aspergillaceae
Product: putative autophagy ubiquitin-activating enzyme ApgG
Exons: 7
Coding region: 1-2073 (690 amino acids)
Biological process (GO): autophagosome assembly; cellular response to nitrogen starvation; piecemeal microautophagy of the nucleus
Cellular component (GO): phagophore assembly site; cytoplasm
Molecular function (GO): Atg8 activating enzyme activity; Atg12 activating enzyme activity
Source: RefSeq, a predicted model, not a curated record